UGCCAGCUGAGCAGUCCGUGAAGGCAGCAGUACUGACGGGGAACAGGCAGAAGAAUCGUCGGGGCCAGGCAGAGAAGUCGUUACCAGCUGAGCAGAUCAAUUCCAGAAACGCUGAAGCAGAACACGAGGUCGGGGACGAAAGGCAGGACGGCUACGCUCGAGCAGGAUCUUAAAACGAAACAGGACUCUGACCAGAUCUCAGACAGUGGAGAAUACACGCGGCGCUGCGGGCGAGAUGCAGCGAAACGUGGUUAUACUGUGCCUUUCUGUCUACUGUAUCCUUAAAGCAGUGCAAUGCAGUGCUCAGGACCUUCCCUGCAACGUCACUCGGGUGAAGGGUGAACUGACACGCUACAGUUUCCCAGAGUUCAAAGCAACUGACUGCAUCUAUCAGUACUUAAACAGCUCCCUAAAAGUCAUCGCCAAUCACGGCGACGAUGUUGAUGAAGUGGUGGUGAGGAAAAGCAACCAGACUCUCGUCACCAAGAAGUGCUUGAAACGGAUCUACUACAGGCGCGACUGCAUCUCUGAGGGGACACCACGCCAAGGGACCUGCGAGACUGACUGCACUUGGCCUGAAGAUGAAAAAGGGAUUUCCCAAACUGUCGGGAUUGUUAUUGGUGUCAUCGCCGUGCUGCUGCUGCUGCUGCUGCUGGGGUUCCUGUACUUCUGGUUCAAACACAAAAAGAAGACGUACCAUCCGCCCAGCCAGGAUGAUUCAGAGAGUGGAGCGAGUCAGAGAGAUUCGUCGUUCUACUUUGCUACAAGGGACCUCCCUCCUCCUCAUAGCUCUAAAACAAUCCUCGGAAAUGACCCCCAACCACCCAGCCAGCCAACCAACCGGCCCCCGCUCCCAGUGGAAAAGUCCCCGUCUCUCUCAGCCUGGACAGGAACCAUCGGCGUCCCCCCUCCUCUAACUGCAGCUCACUUUGACUCACUUUAA
This is a messenger RNA of Plectropomus leopardus (leopard coralgrouper), 943 nucleotides long. The record is from RefSeq and is a predicted model, not a curated record. Lineage: Eukaryota; Metazoa; Chordata; Actinopteri; Perciformes; Serranidae.